Molecule: messenger RNA, 273 nt
Organism: Paramecium pentaurelia
Lineage: Eukaryota; Ciliophora; Oligohymenophorea; Peniculida; Parameciidae
Source: the annotation of a GenBank genome assembly
AUGAAUAUUUUGCUAUAUGAGACACAAUAUUUUCUUAAUCGAAUUUCACUAAUAUUUAUGGACUCUUAACUGGUGAUUUAUGGAUCAAAUAAAUAAUGCUUUUAAAUAUUCAAAUACUAUAAAAUUCAUCCAUAUUUCUUUGAUUUUGUUUUUAGUAAUCAUUAUUUUCUAAUUUAACUUUAUUCAAUUCGAAAAUAAUUUAACAUUCAAAUUUAUAUUCCUUUAAUAUUAUAAAUCUUAAACUUGGAAUAGUCAAUAAUACAUAUAUAGUGA